This is a messenger RNA of Durio zibethinus, 3140 nucleotides long. NCBI's taxonomy places the organism in Eukaryota, Viridiplantae, Streptophyta, Magnoliopsida, Malvales, Malvaceae. The record is from RefSeq and is a predicted model, not a curated record.
AAGAAUCACAGUUACGAAAUCCCCAUACCCAUUAAAUUAAAAAAAAAUGAAUAUAAAUUUUUUUCCGGAAAUAAACAUGAUAAUAAAUAUAAUAUAGAAAAACGGAGACGAAGAUUAAAAAUGUUAUACCGACCCACGCCCAUGAGACCCGUGUCAUUGGGCUCUGACAUCUUAGAUCUAACUGUCUUUUAAUAAUUUAGUCGGUAAAAAGGUUCAAUGUCUGUUCCAUUACGAGUUGUCGUUAUGGAAAGGCUUGUCCUGUUAUUGGAAUGAGAUGGUUUUUAAUACUGAACGAAGACAAACCAAGCACAAAAUGAAUUGCACUACUAUAGGAAAGUAGAGUUGAGCCCGCUUCAAUUCAACUUAACUGUUUGAUGAUUUCUUUUUGGUACUUUGUUUAGCCGAUUCUUAAACGCAAACAAGGAAGGAGAAAAUGAAAACUUAGCGAUACUCUCUUCCCUCCCUUAGUAGUAGUAGUAUAGGAAGAGAGGGAAGCCAACGAACACGUGAAGUUGGAAGUAGUUAUCAGUAGGACAAGCCCCUUCACCACGUUGACUUCCUCUUUCACUCUCCCUCUCUUGUUUUUUCUUUCUAUCAAUGUGCUUACAUUUUUUUCUUUUGACGCUGACAUAAAACAUUUACCUGCCUGCCUGCCUGCCUGCAUCCCAUUCACGCUUUUCUUUCUUGGAUUUAGCUUCUUCCAUGAAAUUCCAAUGACCCCAAAAUUUCAAGAUAUCUGCACCAAUCCUAGUUACCGGUUAUCAUCCGGAUGCAGUUAAGGCUAGAUGCCAAACUUUACUUCAUGCUCAUACCAGCAAUCUCUCUAAAAGAAAAUUUUGAUGUGCUGCAACAAUCUGUUAACCAAUAUUUUCAUGAUUGGCCUUUGCAAAUACUGCAGCUCCUAAACUUUUUUUUGUGUGUCAAUAGGUAAGUCAUUUCUAUCCCCUUUGCCAUUUGUGGGUUCAAUAUUUUGGGUGAGAUUUCAGGUAAAGUCUGCUUGAAAUGCUGCUGUUCACACAUGAUUUUGGUAGAUUAAGAAACUCUUUUCAUGGUCAUGACAAUCUUUUUUUAUCCGAUAUUUUGGACCAUUUUCAAUGUGUCAUCCAUGCCUAAGAAGUCAGUGAAUCAUACUGAUAGAAUCGAGCAAUCACUGUGAGGUUUUCACUUAAAAUAUCACUAAUAAAGCAAAUUGAGCAUGUAUUCCUUCUUAACUAAUGUCUACUUAACAUUUAGCUUUGGGAAGUUGAUGUGAUGGUACUUUAUCCUGCAUUUUUAACAUUUGCAUGAUUUUUUUCCAUCCAGGCUUCGCUAAUAUCUUGAAGGCCUGGAACAGCAAUGAAGAAACUGCUGUCUUGUUAUGAAAUGCUUCCUAAUAGGGAUUGAAAAACCAAGCUGUUGGAUAGUUGAUUUGUUUGAAGACAGUUGACAAUAAAGAUUCCUUUAUAAGAGAAAGUGAAUUAUGAAUUGGAUGAAAUUCCCAAAACGAUACUUAAUUGUCAUUUUAACCUUUGUCAGCACAUGUGUUUGUUAUAUAGAACGUGUGGGCUUCUCCAUAGCAUACACAGUUGCAGCUGAUGCGGCUGGGAUUAACCAAUCAAGCAAAGGCACUAUACUUUCUACAUUCUAUUAUGGCUAUGCUUGUUCUCAGGUGCCUGGAGGAUGGGCUGCUCAAAAGAUUGGGGGAAGGAAGGUUCUUCUUCUCUCAUUUGUAUUAUGGUCAUCAACUUGUUUUUUGGUUCCACUAGAUCCAUAUAGAGUCACAAGCUUGGUUGUUACACGCUUGCUUGUUGGUGUGGCACAAGGUUUCAUCUUCCCUUCCAUCCACACUGUCCUAGCACAGUGGGUUCCACCACAUGAGAGAUCAAGAUCUGUUUCACUUACAACUUCUGGGAUGUACCUUGGUGCAGCUAUGGCAAUGCUUGUCCUUCCAAGCCUGGUGAAGUUCAAAGGUCCUCAAUCUGUAUUUCUUACAGAAGCAGCAUUAGGUGUCAUGUGGUCUUUGCUCUGGUUUGAAUAUGCUACUGAACCCCCUCGAUCCGAGCAUCAGAAAGCCACUGCUGCUGGUUUUGGAGAAUCAUUGUUACCUAACAAAGCAAGUCAGAAGAUAAAAGUGGAGAAUGGAGUAAGUACUGUCAGGACUUCCAAAAUCCCAUGGAAGAGAAUUUUAGUUAGCAUGCCAGUUUGGGCAAUUGUGGUAAAUAAUUUCACAUUCCACUAUGCUCUUUAUGUAUUGAUGAACUGGCUUCCAACGUACUUUGAGCUGGGCCUCCAGCUCAGUCUUCAGGAGAUGGGUUCUUCUAAAAUGAUGCCCUAUUUCAAUAUGUUCAUAUUCUCAAAUAUUGGUGGGGUUCUUGCUGACCACUUGAUCACCAAAAGAAUAAUGUCUGUGACUAAAACUAGGAAGUUCUUGAACACAGUAGGAUUUAUAGUUGCUUCUCUUGCAUUGAUGGCACUUCCAAUCUUCAGAACUUCUGGUGGAGCUAUUUUCUGUUCUUCCGUGGCUCUUGGUUUCUUGGCACUGGGUAGGGCUGGAUUUGCAGUGAAUCAUAUGGAUAUUGCACCCAGAUAUGCAGGAAUUGUAAUGGGUGUCUCUAAUACAGCUGGUACACUAGCUGGGAUUAUUGGGGUUGAUAUGACUGGAAAGCUUCUUGAAACUGCUAAAGCUGAAUAUUCAGAUCUUUCUAGUCCAGAAAGCUGGAGAGCGGUCUUUUUCAUUCCUGGGUUGCUGUGCAUUUUUAGUUCUUUCAUAUUCUUGCUAUUCUCAACAGGGGAGAGGAUUUUUGACUGAAGUAAGCCAUGCACACUUCUAUUUUUAAUUGCUACAGCCCUCUGGUCAGGGGUUUCAUUUGCAAAUCUGUCAUUGUGAUUGGUGAGCUAUCUGAUAUUAAUGAAUGGUACGGAUAUAUUAAAAUUCAGAAGACCAUAGAAGGUCAAAAGAAAUCAACACAGAUCAGUAGCGAUUAGAAACCAUUUUUUGAUUGUUAAUGUGAUUUAGUUGGAGCUCAUGUGCUCAUUUUUGUUUGCACAUGGAAGGAUGAAACUUUUAUUACAAGCAUAUAGAGAUGGAUUUGUAAUGAGGUAGUUGCUCUGAGAUGGUAAAAACUUAUGGUAGUAUUAUUGUGUAACUAGAAAAGUUUUAA